Ipomoea nil (Japanese morning glory) is the source of this 3006-nucleotide messenger RNA. RefSeq names its product beta-galactosidase 8-like. Gene Ontology annotation, molecular function: carbohydrate binding; beta-galactosidase activity. NCBI's taxonomy places the organism in Eukaryota, Viridiplantae, Streptophyta, Magnoliopsida, Solanales, Convolvulaceae. The record is from RefSeq and is a predicted model, not a curated record. The coding region runs from base 300 to 2840 and encodes 846 amino acids. Gene Ontology annotation, biological process: carbohydrate metabolic process. The transcript has 20 exons. Gene Ontology annotation, cellular component: vacuole; cell wall.
AGAUAUAUUAUAUUUGAUAUAUCUAUCAAGCAUUAUUGCAUUAAGCAAAGCUUAGUUGCAGAAGAGUGAGCAGCUAAUAACGAAGCAGAAGGCGACGAACCGACGUCGUCAGGUGGGCUCAGGAUAAGAGCGGUGGCACGGCGGCCGCGGCGCAUGAUAGAGAGCUCGACCGCUCCUUUCUCAUAAACUCUUAAGCUACACAACUUGUAAGAUAAACUCUCAGAAAAAUUCAAGUUUCAAAAUCUGUUCUUGGGGAGGAAUAAAGUCUGGGCUUUUGAUGAGCGGUUAGUUGAGUGGCGAUGACGGUGAAAAUGAGGGGAGGUGUGGCGGUGGUGCUCGCGGUGGUUCUGUUGCAGUGCUUGGCGCCGUUUGCCGCCAAUGUGACGUAUGAUCACCGUGCAUUGGUCAUUGACGGCAAACGGAGGGUCUUGAUCUCCGGCUCCAUCCACUAUCCUCGGAGCACUCCUGAUAUGUGGCCAGACUUGAUUCAGAAAUCGAAGGAUGGAGGUUUGGAUGUUAUCGAGACUUAUAUUUUCUGGGACUUGCACGAACCAGUUAGAAACCAGUAUGAUUUUGAAGGGAGGAAAGAUAUUGUUAAAUUUGUGAAACUGGUUGGAGAAGCUGAUUUAUUUGUUCAUCUACGUAUUGGGCCUUAUGCCUGUGCUGAGUGGAACUAUGGUGGGUUUCCUGUCUGGUUGCAUUUUAUACCUGGGAUUGAACUUCGAUCUAACAACGAGCCGUUCAAGGCUGAAAUGCAGCGGUUCACGACCAAGAUUGUUGACUUGAUGAAGCAAGAAAAUCUCUAUGCAUCCCAAGGAGGUCCCAUCAUAUUGUCUCAGAUUGAAAAUGAGUAUGGUAAUGUUCAAUUCGACUAUGGACCUCGUGCUAAACCAUAUGUGGAAUGGGCAGCAGCAAUGGCUACCUCGUUGGAUACCGGGGUACCAUGGGUUAUGUGCCAGCAAGCAGAUGCUCCUGAUCCUAUUAUAAACACUUGCAAUGGGUUCUAUUGUGACCAGUUCACGCCCAACUCCGAUAAGAAGCCAAAAAUGUGGACUGAGAAUUGGACUGGAUGGUUUACUUCAUUUGGUGGCCCUGUGCCUUAUAGACCAGUAGAAGACAUUGCUUUUGCAGUGGCUAGGUUUUUCCAGCGGGGCGGAACCUUCCAGAAUUAUUACAUGUAUCACGGAGGAACUAACUUUGGUCGAUCCUCUGGUGGACCCUUUAUUAUAACAUCCUAUGAUUAUGAUGCUCCACUCGACGAGUAUGGCCAAAUAAGACAACCAAAAUGGGGCCACUUAAAAGAUCUACACAAGGCGAUAAAGCUUUGUGAAGCAGCUAUGGUCGCAACUGAUCCCACCAUCACUUCUCUCGGCUCAAAUUUGGAGGCCAGCGUUUAUAAGACUGAAUCAGGGCUGUGCUCAGCCUUCCUAGCUAAUAUCCAUACCAAAUCUGAUGCGACAGUGACCUUCAAUGGAAAUUCUUAUCUCUUGCCCGCUUGGUCUGUAAGCAUCUUACCAGACUGCAAGAAUGUGGCACUUAAUACUGCAAAGAUUAACUCUGUAGCAACCAUCCCGAGAUUUGUCAGUCAGUCUUCUAAAGCUGAUACUUCCGGGGCAUCACUAUCUGGUUGGAGUUGGGUUAACGAGCCUGUGGGUAUUUCAAGCGAUAAGGCCUUCACAAAGGAUGGUUUAGUGGAACAAAUAAAUACUACAGCUGAUGCGAGUGACUAUCUGUGGUAUUCUUUAAGUAUUGAAAUUAAAGGCGAUGAGCCUUUCCUGCAAGAUGGAUCUCAAGCAGUUCUCCAUGUGCAAUCACUUGGACAUGCCCUUCACGUUUUCAUUAAUGGAAAGCUUGCAGGCAGUGGCAAGGGAGGCAGUAAGGAUGCUAGAGUUUCAAUAGACGUUCCAGUCAGCCCUGUAGCGGGGAAAAAUAAAAUUGAUCUCUUGAGUUUGACAGUUGGACUUCAGAAUUAUGGAGGACAUUUCGAUUUAAAGGGAGCAGGGAUUACUGGUCCAGUGCAGCUGAAAGAUUCGAAAAGUGGAUCAAGUAUUGAUCUUUCCUCGCAGAAGUGGACAUAUCAGAUUGGUUUAAAAGGGGAAGAGUUGAGCUUGUUCAAUGGAGAUUCUUCGCUUUGGAUGUCAAAGCCUGCUUUGCCUACAAAUCAACCAUUAAUAUGGUACAAGGCCAAUUUUGAUGCCCCUGGCGGUGAUAGCCCGCUUGCUAUAGAUUUCACGGGGAUGGGAAAGGGGGUGGCAUGGGUAAAUGGACAAAGCAUUGGGCGGUACUGGCCAACGUAUACUGCUUCAAAUGGUGGUUGCACUGAUUCGUGUAACUACAGAGGACCCUAUAAUUCUGACAAAUGCCUCAGGAAUUGUGGAAAGCCUUCUCAGACUUAUUACCAUGUUCCUCGUUCGUGGCUAAAAUCGAGUGGAAAUGUGCUAGUGGUAUUUGAGGAAGUUGGUGGAGAUCCAACCAAGCUAUCAUUUGCAACUAGAGAGGUAGGAAGUCUAUGCUCAAGAGUUUCGGAGUCUCACCCAAUGCCCGUAGACAUGUGGACUUCAGACCUAUCGGGGCAAAAACAAGAAGGUGCAGCGCUCUCUCUCGAGUGCCCUCUUUCUAACCAAGUGAUUUCAACGAUAAAAUUUGCAAGCUUUGGCACUCCUCAAGGGACUUGUGGAAGUUUUAGCCAUGGUAAAUGCAGGAGCACCAACGCUCUUUCUGUUGUAAAGAAGGCUUGCAUUGGAUUGCGAAACUGCUCUCUUGGAGUCUCGAGCACCACAUUUGGCAAUCCGUGUGCAGGAGUUACAAAGAGUUUAGCUGUAGAAGCUUCUUGUGCCUAAGGCACCUUGUGUAGGUAUUUGUGAAACGCGAAAUUUCAACAUAAAAUGAAAACGAAUAAAAGAAUGAAAAAGAAAUAGAAGAAGAAAAAGAAGAAACUUGUACUCCCUGUUACCAUAUCUGAAAGAAAUGAAUUAUCUUUGAAUCAAGAAGCAGUCUUUCAAUUUG